AUGGCUGAGCAGGAAGAACCUCCCACACCGAGGAGCUUGUCUCUUCUAUCUUUUCAGACAGCUCUUUGCAUCGUCCCGCCGCGACACCUAUGGAAGGAUAUCGACCGCCUUAGGUCUCUAUAUGACCAGGCUUAUGGGAGAUGGCCCCCGCAUAUCAACCUUAUUUAUCCCUUUGUACCGACAGAUAGGCUACCGGAUGUCUCUAGAUUGAUACAGGAGAAGCUGAACUCUCUAAGUCAAUCAUCCGAGUACCAGAAUAUCACCAUACAAUCCGGACCGGCAGGCUACUUUCGCAACCGUGGAGGCAAUACAAUCCACCUCACUGUGAUCGACCGGGCGGCGGACCAACUUCGUCAUCUCAGGGCCUCUAUUCUAGAUGCACUCGGCCACCAUGGUCAAGAAGAGCGAGAUUACUGUCCACACCUCACCAUCGGCCAGACAAAGGCAGAUGUGGACUUGCGUGACUUUUUACUUGACAAAACUAACAUGCUCCCCGCUGCUCAAUGGGAUCUUGACCAUCUAGUGGUUCUGCAUCGUGAAAAGGGCUUUGGCGGAAGUUCAGCGAGCAAAAUGGUCAUUUGGGAUGCCAUCGACCUAUCCGGCAAUAAUAUGUCAACUUCUGAUGAGCUUACCCGGUUAUAUAGCGGAAUGUCUCUUCAUGGUCUGAAUGCAGAAAUCGAUGAAUCGAAAUCAUCCACUGAACAAAUGACGACGUACGAGUAUUCACCUGGUGGCCGUUCAUGGUGUCCUAUAACGGAGCCACCUCUGGAGCCAGUGAAGGUGCGGAGUAACAACUUCACCGUCUCAACAUACAAUGUUUUGGCAGAGUUUACCAGCUCCCCUCCUCGUGACAGAUAUGAGGCCCUGGUCCACAAUAUUCUUUCUUCAAACGCAUUGGCAGAUGUUCUGGUUCUCCAGGAAGUUUGUGACAAUUUUCUUCUCUUUCUGCUUUCUCAUCAAGACAUCCAACGUCGAUAUCCUUUUGUCACUCAUGGUCCGCCGGGUCAGGGGGGUUCUCCUCCUCUUCCCAGUCUUCGGAAUAUCGUUGUUUUCUCACAGUGGAGGUUUACUUGGGCAUGGCUGCCAUUUGAUGAACGCCACAAGGGUGCAGCUGUCGUAAAAAUCGAUGGAAUUGGGGAUUUACAGUCCUCUCUACCCCUAGUAAUUGUUGCUGUUCAUCUAACCUCAGGGUUGAAUGAUGCUGCAGUUGACAGUAAACUGUCACAGGUAACAAGCAUCAUUCAUCUAUUGGAUAGUGACUAUCACAGUAACCCUAGUGUUGUUGCAGGCGAUUUCAACUUCGUUACUUCACAAGAGGUUAUUGAUGAAGCCCUCAGACUCAAGAUGAUCUCCCCUGCUGGUCUCGAGAAGAUACUAGGCUUCGAUUGCUUGCUAUCCAAGGCCCAUUUCAUGGACGGAUGGGUUGUAGCCGGCGAAGGACCUGAAGACGCUGGCAUUAAUGGCAGGACCGGUGAAGGUGAACAGGGAGCGACAUUUGACCCCAUUUUGAACCCACUUGCAGCUCAAUAUUCGGUCAAUGGCAGACCCCAAAGAUAUGAUAGAAUCUUUGUUCGCCAAACCGGUAAAACCAGUGUUACUGGCUUCAACUUCUUUGGCCUACGCCACGCUCUUAAAGGAGAGGAUAUGCAAAUAUCCGAGUUUGCGAGUGAUCAUUGGGGAAUUAGGGCCGGUGUUCAAAUAGGUGAGAGCUUGACCGAGAGCAAAUCCAGUGAAUCGGUCUCCCAGGAAGCUCCGCUGCAACUGGCUAGUUUACCGGAUCCUUUGUCUUCUUUAGAUGAAAUAGUAUCGUCUUUGGAGCAUUCCUCAAUGCUACCUGGCGAAGAAGACUUUAAAACUCGAAAAACAGCCGUUGAUACCCUGUCUCAAAUCCUAACGGAACCAAUCCAUGACUCUAGCGGUAGAGAUAUCAAAACACCACUCGUUUUGAUUCCUGUUGGAUCCUAUGGCCUGGGCACUUGGGGUCCACGUUCAGAUGUUGACUGCUUGUGCAUUGGUGCCAUUAGUUCUACCACGUUCUUUGCCCUUGCAAUACAGAGGCUAAGAAAAGCAUCUGCUCUGGGCAUUCGUAUAGUGAGGAAGGUCAAGGCUGCAACAGGAGUAAUGCUGGAGUUGCAAUCGGGACAUAUCAAACUCGAUCUACAAUACUGCCCGGCCGCAAACGUUGCUGAAAGAUGGCAGGAAAUCUCUAGGAUCCCAUCUCAUGAUCCAAUAUUCGACUUGUCACUUCACUCCUUGUCAAAACUUCAGCCGUACAGAGACCAGGAGUAUAUCAAGCGAAUGGUACCGGACAUGUAUGUGUUCCGCCUUGCUUAUCGGUGCAUUGUCCAGCGGGCCAAAUCGUCGGGAGUUUAUUCUUCCAAAUUUGGCUUACUAGGGGGUAUUCAUAUCACCAUGAUGCUUUCACAGCUUCACCAACUUGUUCAUGAAAAAUUUGGCCGAGUCACGGUUCCGGAGCUGGUUUCCAUGUUCUUUCAUUAUUAUGCACAUUUUGACUGGAAGAACAACAUGGUAGUCAGUCCAGGCGUUCAGACGAGAUAUCGUCGGUCAUUAAGAGAACCAAUGGUGAUACUAACUGUUCACGUACCUACGAUUAAUGUCGCUAGAGCUGUGACUGCGCCGUCUCUAAGAACGAUUGUUUCUGCAUUUAAUCGAGCGGAAGAGCUUAUGGGUGAAGAUGGAGCAAGGUGGUCCAAUAUCCUAAAUGAUAUCAGCAUCAGUCACAAUAACCAAACAGGCGCUGAAAAGUUCCUGACAGCUUACAACAGCUACAUCAAGGUCAAUGUGCAGUACUGGGGCCCUUCUCCGACUCAAGCGAGUUCCCUCAUCGGCUGGCUUGAGUCCAGAUUCUUCCGUCUGCUCAACGAUCUCGACAGACAAGCUCUGGGUAUCCAUGGGCGUAUUUGGCCUGCUCGGUUCACAUCAAUAGACACCACCGACAGCGAGAAUGAUGGAGAGACUGAGUAUCAAGGCUGCUACUUAGUUGGGCUGGAACGAAUGUCAGAUGCCGUGAGUACGGUAGCUAAUAAAGAGGAAGCCCUGAGGAUUCUACAAACUGCUAUUAGCCAGUUCACAGCCAGCUUACACGAAGAGGACAAAUAUUUUGACUCUACUGUCUGCUGGAUUGAUGCCACUCUUGUCAAACAAGCCGAACUAGGUGAACUCAAACUUGACUUAAGAAACUGGGGAGGGCAGGCAGGAGUGGAUCAGAUGGUAUCCGAUUUCUCAGAGGAUGAUGACGAAGCUGACGAUCCUGACGAAUUACUGGAGGAGGGCCAACUUAGCGAUAGAUCGAAACUGCAUUCCAAGCAUGCAACUUUGUCGUCCAAACCAGUUAGCGCCAACAAACUCCGGCCAGCAGGAGACGUCAUCAGCCGUCUGCGUUGGGAUCCUAAGAUCGAUUUCGGAGAUUACCUAGUAGGUUACGAGGAUCGCUUUUUGGGCGUGAAGGAAAUGCCUCUCUCAAGAUGGAAGUCUGAGCAGACGGACGAAGAGUUCAUUCCCCAGCACCGAAUCGUCUAUUUCAAGAGGAAGAGUGACGGAAGACGAGUCUGGGAUAGGGAAACAAGGAAAGACGAGAUUUUUGGGAGCGGAGCUGGUGGAUGUGACUGA
Molecule: messenger RNA, 3630 nt
Organism: Trichophyton benhamiae CBS 112371
Lineage: Eukaryota; Fungi; Ascomycota; Eurotiomycetes; Onygenales; Arthrodermataceae
Exons: 3
Coding region: 1-3630 (1209 amino acids)
Cellular component (GO): nucleus
Molecular function (GO): RNA binding; poly(A) RNA polymerase activity
Source: RefSeq, a predicted model, not a curated record